AUGUAUUCCGACAAAGUGGAAGUGCUCCGGUUCGAAACAGAACCGUACAGGAACAAAAACGGCAGCCCGAACAAAAACGGAGUGCUGCACUACAACAACAACAACCACAGCAACAAGAACCACAACAACCCGAAACAUUUUAUCUUCCAGAACGGGUAUCACAACACGUUGAUCGAGUCGGAGAAAAGGUCGUCGUCGUCGUCGUCCACCACCACCGCGAAUACAGCCAUCACCGCCGCCGCCGUCGCAGCUGUGUCUCAACUCCAUCAUAACGUUCAGCCACCUUCGGAUCCACUCAUAGCGUCUGUGCUCCAUUCCAGGCAAAAUCCACGGCCCGGUCGUUUGCUCUUGGAAAACGUCAACAACCGGCCGCAGACCAUGGACCGAGGCACUCAGGCAAACACGGACGGGUCGUCCGAGGUGAUCACGGAAGCCCCGACCACCAGUAAUGGUCCGAUAAACAACGAACUGUUCCGAAAGGCCAACAUAAGCGUGACAAAUCAAACAUUGAUGACCAAUGGCGGUGACAAUUCUUCGGUCGAUAGUCUGAAUAGUGCAGAUUCUGCAAAACGCGACAGCGAGGAAUCAGUAAUUGAACUAGCUGAGUUUCAUCAACCAAUGAUCGCCAAGGACGAUUCUGAUGGACCGGUCAACAUGAGCAACGGUGAUGGAAAAUCUGGCGGUGCUGGAGGCAAACCUUCCAAUGGUAUUGUUAAGGAACACCCUGUUGAUGACGAUAUUGAUAAAACUAGUUGUGGCAUGGAGUGUUUAUAUUUUACCAUGCAAUGCUGCGAAUGUUCAAUAAUGUAA
Messenger RNA from Macrosiphum euphorbiae (potato aphid), 810 nucleotides. NCBI's taxonomy places the organism in Eukaryota, Metazoa, Arthropoda, Insecta, Hemiptera, Aphididae. The record is from the annotation of a GenBank genome assembly.